AAACCAACCGGAACAGAAGUGAGGAAGAAUGUGGCUAUGCGGGCGCCCACAUGAGAAGUGGCCGGAAUUGGGGUGAAUGCCGACUGUGACAACUGUUACGCCUUCGUGGACCAAUCACUUUCUCUUUGCACUUUCCAUAUUUCAAUUCCAUUAAUAUCUCAGACUCAGACACAGUUUCUUCUCCAAACAUGGCGGCGAUUUUCUCUUCUUUCGUCUUUACUUACUCGCCUCUUCCCAAACCUCCGUCUUCAUCCUACUCCCGAAUCCACCUUCUUCCGCACCAUCAUAAUCCACCACUUCACAGGGUUCGGGCAUCUCUCCUACAGGAUAAUGAGGAAAAAGUGAUCCUACACGAUUCCCUCCCCUCUAAAACAUCUCUUCACACCGUUCAAUCAACUACGGACGACUCAAUUAACACCUCACCCCCCAGCGCGUUCGAGAAACGUGUUAUCAAGUUCGAACAAUCAGUAAAUGUCUUUCUCACGGAUUCCGUCAUAAAGAUUCUUGAUACUUUGUACCGUGAUAGACAUUAUGCAAGGUUUUUUGUGCUUGAAACUAUUGCCAGGGUUCCUUACUUUGCCUUUAUGUCAGUUCUUCACAUGUAUGAGAGUUUUGGCUGGUGGAGGCGGGCAGACUAUCUGAAAGUGCAUUUUGCUGAGAGCUGGAAUGAAAUGCACCAUUUGCUCAUCAUGGAAGAACUAGGGGGGAAUGCUUGGUGGUUUGACCGGUUUCUUGCUCAACAUAUUGCAAUAUUUUAUUAUAUCAUGACAGUUUUAAUGUAUGCGAUAAGCCCAAGAAUGGCAUAUCACUUUUCUGAAUGUGUAGAGAGCCAUGCAUUUGAAACUUAUGACAAAUUUCUAAAAAUCCAAGGAGAGGAAUUGAAAAAAAUGCCGGCUCCUGUGGUUGCUGUGAAUUAUUAUACAGGAGAUGACUUGUAUUUAUUUGAUGAAUUUCAAACUGCCAGAGUUCCAAAUUCUAGAAGACCUAAGAUAGAUAAUCUGUAUGACGUAUUUGUAAAUAUCAGAGAUGACGAAGCUGAACAUUGUAAAACAAUGAAGGCUUGUCAAACCCAUGGGAACCUCCGGUCACCUCAUUCAUAUUCAUCGGAUGAUGACGGCUCAGUCUGUGCUCUUGAAGCAGACUGUGAAGGAAUAGUGGACUGUAUAAAGAAAUCUGUUACUUCUGAUCCAGCUAAGGUGAACUAAGAUAUGUGGCACAAGCACAAUACAAAGUGCAGUCAUUUAAAAAUAAGAUACGAGGCAGGAAUAAUGGUUGGAGUUCAUAUAUAGUUAAAAUUUGGAUAUGGUCUCAAUUCAAGUGUAACAACGGUCUUUAUAGUCAAUAAGGUUUAUUCACCCUUGAAUUUUAUUCGAUCUAGAUCAUGAAAUAUUUUAAAUUAAAUCGAGUGGAUACAUCUUGAUUAGAGAUGAAUAUACUUUAGAGGAUUUUUUUUUUUCUUGAAACUUUUAUCCAUACAGAGAAUGUAUAGAUCAUGUUUAGUCCAUUCGGGAAUGUAUAAGGAAUUACUUUCUUUUUAAAAAAAAAAAGGAUGAUGAAGGAAUUUUAUGUAUUUUGUUCUAGUGCAGUGUUGAUGAAGUGUUCGCGUCACAUGGCUUACAUGAGAGCUGUAGUUCCAAUGCGAGUAUCAAGUUACUUUUGCACACCCCCGGCACCUCACCCUGCUCUUUCGACAACAAUGUGUCACGACUCAAACAAAAAAUGCAGUUGUUCAUUUAUACUAUACUCAUUCUCAAUGUAUUUGAGCAUUGGAAUUCAAAUAGAUGAAUAGAUUUUGAACAG
Abrus precatorius (Indian licorice) is the source of this 1800-nucleotide messenger RNA. RefSeq names its product ubiquinol oxidase 4, chloroplastic/chromoplastic. The coding region runs from base 189 to 1205 and encodes 338 amino acids. Gene Ontology annotation, biological process: alternative respiration. Gene Ontology annotation, molecular function: alternative oxidase activity. NCBI's taxonomy places the organism in Eukaryota, Viridiplantae, Streptophyta, Magnoliopsida, Fabales, Fabaceae. The transcript has 9 exons. Gene Ontology annotation, cellular component: mitochondrion; thylakoid. The record is from RefSeq and is a predicted model, not a curated record.